Messenger RNA from Suillus subaureus, 1495 nucleotides. RefSeq names its product kinase-like domain-containing protein. The record is from RefSeq and is a predicted model, not a curated record. Bases 202 to 1179 code for a protein of 325 amino acids. Gene Ontology annotation, molecular function: ATP binding; protein kinase activity. The transcript has 9 exons. NCBI's taxonomy places the organism in Eukaryota, Fungi, Basidiomycota, Agaricomycetes, Boletales, Suillaceae. Gene Ontology annotation, biological process: protein phosphorylation.
CUUAAUUCACAAAUGCUGGUCUUGGAACCCAGAUGAUCGCCCGGAGGCAACGGAAGUCGUUAGUUUCUUUGCAAGGAAAAACACUACCAUCUCCCCCACCGACCUACCACUAGCACUAGCAGAAGAUCUGACAGGUCAGAUCUUCGGUACGAUAAACGACUACGUCGCCAGUGGUGCAUUCGGAAACGUCUACAGAUGUAAAUGGAGACGGUGGUCGGACUCUGUCAAGGUCUGGCUAGUGGGCAGUGCCGACGUAACUUGCUGAUCAGCCUGUUCAUUAUCGCACUACAGGUCGCAGUAAAAGUCUUCAGGCAUCACAUAGAUUGCACCUCAAAGCAGGACUUGAGAAAGUUUCGACGAGAAACUGCAAUAUUGGCACACCUCAUCCACGACAAUAGCGUCACACUUUAUGGAACGACAGAGGGGUUCGGGCCAACCACAGCCCUUGUCUUUCGGUGGUUUCCGGACGGCACGCUGUUCCGUCUGAUCACAGAACAGGGUGCUACAUUAACCAUUAGAUCCAAAUUGAAGCUGCUUCACGGCAUAGCAUCUGGGCUCUACUAUCUUCACUCUUUUCCCGUUGUUCACGGUGGCAUUACGAGUUUCAACGUUUUGGUAGAUCUCAAGGAUGGAGAUUACAAGGCUUGCCUAACGGACUUCGGUUUAUCAAAUGUUCUCUGUGCACAUUUAAAAGAACGCCGAAUUGAAGGAUCAACUGUUCGGGCUGGUGCAAUCAGGUGGGCUGCGCCUGAGUUGUUCAGGCCACAUGAUUCCCUUUCCGAUAUCAAACCAACCACGCAGAACGACAUGUAUUCCUUUGGUCGUGUCAUGUUCCAUUUGUUGACUCUGAUUGUUCCUUGGCAUGACAUUGACGAGUACAAAAUCGUUCAAAAAAUCCAAAAAGGAGAGGAUAUUCCGCGUCCUGAGAUAUCCGACUCAACGUCUGAUAUUACGGACGCCCGCUGGAAUCAGAUCGAGCAGUGUUGGUCAGUUGAUCCAGCUGCUCGCCCAUCUGCCUUCAUGGCCAUGAACUUCUUAAAGAGCGAACUGGAGGCUUUGGCUGCUGACAAUGACCUAAGUGUAUUCGGACUUCCCAGCCAUGCGAUAGAAGCUCGGGUAAUUUUAUCAGAUCUACAGUAUCCAAAUCUUCGCAAACCAUCGUUCCGUCGCCAAGUCUAAGAUAUCGUACCCUCUCUCAGGCUUCCAUGCAAGUACACUUAGGUCUAGCUCCUUUGAAUGUGUUGCUUUUUGGGGAGACUGGAGUUGGGAAAAGCUCUGUCAUCAACUUGAUCAUGGGAGUAGAUGUUGCACAGACGUCGCCAGACGCAGCAAGCCUGCACACUGCAACAUACCUCCCACGAAGUCAAUCUUGGACCCCACACUUUCAAACUUUGGGAAGUUUCGUCGCUCCAAUCAAUGGGUUUUUUCCGGACCUUAUUCACAAAAUGGCGCCUGAAAAAGUCAUACAAAAAAUUGUACAGAGACGAUAGUGUCU